Molecule: messenger RNA, 617 nt
Organism: Sitophilus oryzae (rice weevil)
Lineage: Eukaryota; Metazoa; Arthropoda; Insecta; Coleoptera; Curculionidae
Exons: 3
Coding region: 130-465 (111 amino acids)
Source: RefSeq, a predicted model, not a curated record
CGAGGAAUUAAAUAAAUAGUUCUUCCAAGUUUUCUGCGUGAUAAAUAAAUAUAAAUAAUAGUUUGCUGUGCAUAAUUUUUGCGCAGAUCCUGUAAUUAUAUCUGUGUGUUAUAUUUUUAUAAUAUAAUUAUGGCACACAUGCUAAAUAUUAGUAAAUAUUUAAAGCGUGAGCGUAGACAAAGACUCGCGAUGAAAGCCCAUGUUCCAUCCCAGGUCAAUGCACAAAACGAAGAUCCAGAGUGUCCUACAGAAAUGGAAAUUGAUCCUCAAAAGCCAGGAACAAGCAGCGAUGGUGGCAGAGUUGGCAAAAAAGAAGAUAUUGCCAUUAAGCUUCCUUCUACCAGAAGUGAAAGAAAACGUGCAAGGAGCCUUAACAGGGAGAUAACUGUAUCUCCUCUGGAAGAAGAGGCUGUUCCAGAUUCAGGAGCAGGUCCUGCCAAACGUUCCCGCAGGGUUUCCAUGUAAAAUUUGGAUUUCUUAGUUAUAUUCACUGAUUUGUUUAUUUAAUUUCUAAGAAAAGUUAAUAUUAAAAGAAAAAUACAUAUAAUAAAAUAAUAUAAUAUGGAGUAAGAGAUUAUCUUGUUCUUGUAAUACAUGUAUUAUUUCCCGAAAAUCUA